This is a messenger RNA of Spodoptera frugiperda (fall armyworm), 669 nucleotides long. Its product is annotated as fibrohexamerin-like. The transcript is spliced from 5 exons. Gene Ontology annotation, cellular component: extracellular region. NCBI's taxonomy places the organism in Eukaryota, Metazoa, Arthropoda, Insecta, Lepidoptera, Noctuidae. Bases 1 to 669 code for a protein of 222 amino acids. Gene Ontology annotation, molecular function: structural molecule activity. The record is from RefSeq and is a predicted model, not a curated record.
AUGGCGGGUUUAGGGCCUGGCAUGGCGGUUCGUCUGAACCCCCACCACGAACAAUCCAUCGUGACGCCCUGUUCCAUCCACGAUGUAAAUUGUAUCCGAGGGUUCUUUGCCUACAACACCCAAUGUUCCAUCACCGGAGGAUCAGCACCAGAUCCCUACAUACCUGACAAGAUCUACUUACCCACACCACAUGCGAAUCUUACGUUUACUUUGAACAAUCCGCGAAUUAAAGGCCUUAAUAAUUGGAAGAUAAAGGAGUUUUAUAUCAACAAAGCUACAGGCGUGUUAGUGAUGGAAGUGGAGUUCAGCAGUAUUGUGGUGCAAACUCCUAAAUGUGUCGUCACGUACUAUCGCAAGGGCAAGGAGUCAUUAGAAACAGCUGAUUUCACGGAAAUUGAAUACAAAGACCUAUCUAUGACCUUGUCAAUCCCUGACCUCAAAGAUCCUCAGCUGUCAGGAGCCCAUGUGUACACGUAUGUAGCUGACGGUAAACCGAAGUAUACGCUUGGACCUGGUAUCUAUAAGACUAAAGAUCCGGGAUUUCAGAGGGCACUCAUUGACGUAGAAUCUAAGGUGGACAUAAGUCUUGUGGAAAUCUUCGUAACGCAGGGUCCGAUAUUCUUUUCCAAGUUCUUCCAGAGCUCUAUAUGUGAUAUUGCACACUACUGA